This is a messenger RNA of Chlorella variabilis, 717 nucleotides long. RefSeq lists its product as hypothetical. The record is from RefSeq and is a predicted model, not a curated record. The coding region runs from base 1 to 717 and encodes 238 amino acids. Lineage: Eukaryota; Viridiplantae; Chlorophyta; Trebouxiophyceae; Chlorellales; Chlorellaceae. The transcript is spliced from 6 exons.
AUGGCUGCCACUGCCGGCGGCAGUGCUUUGAUGGCAGCAGGAAGCUGGCUGGGGCUGCAUGAGCAGCGCCAGGCCGAGCAGCAGCAAGGAGCAGGAGCAGGGGACAGCCAGCAGGAGGAGGGCACAGAGGGAGACCCGCAGCAGCAGCAGCGCGAGGAGUGGCUGUGCCAGCCCUGCUGCAACAAGGCCUACGAGACGUUGCCAGUGGGCGGUGCUGCAGCAGCGGAGGGCGCCAUCACCCCUGUUGGGGGCCCGGCUGCUGCUGCAGGGCAGCGCAUUACGGAGAAGCGGCCCUGCUAUCCGGACGAGGGCGAUGGGCACUUUCAGCGCAAGCAGUCACAGCACCAGCCCGAGAACGCCCCACAGCUGGUGCAGCAGUUGGCGCCGCAGCAGCUAGUGCAGGCACAGCUCUCGAACCAGCCGCCGCCACAGCAGCAGCAGCAGCAGGCCCAGCAUCCGCCAACCCUGCCCCAGCCCCAGCAGCAGCAGCAGAACCUGUAUUCCCUGCUGCUUGAUGCAACAGAGCAUGCUGCGGCGGCUGCGGCCGGGCUGACCCCAGAGCUGGCAGCAUCCUUCAUCGGCCUGCCCUCGCUACCACCUGAACAGGAGGAGUGCCUGUGCCGCCUCCUGCACCGACAGCAGUACAGUGCAGCAGCGGCCCUUGUGCGUACCGCUCUGCACGCGGCUGGCGUGGCACUGCCAGCAGCCGGCACCUGA